This is a messenger RNA of Micropterus dolomieu (smallmouth bass), 3925 nucleotides long. RefSeq names its product bromodomain, testis-specific (gene brdt). The record is from RefSeq and is a predicted model, not a curated record. Lineage: Eukaryota; Metazoa; Chordata; Actinopteri; Centrarchiformes; Centrarchidae. The coding region runs from base 439 to 3378 and encodes 979 amino acids. Gene Ontology annotation, biological process: positive regulation of transcription elongation by RNA polymerase II; chromatin remodeling. Gene Ontology annotation, cellular component: nucleus; chromatin. The transcript has 20 exons.
UUACCCAGCCAUGGCAGUCAGAGAGCUGCUGCCUGUCCUUGCAGACAGACAGCCAAGCGACUUUGACUGAUAAAUCCGUAUUAAUGUCGAUCGAUUAUCUUCUAGGAUUCUUCCGUGACACUGAGUUGCAAUUUUGUUUGGAACACCUCAACUAAAACUCUAAAAACCCAGCCAGCUACACAUUUGCAGGAGACACAGUGGGUUGUCGUGCAUGAAAGAAACAGUUUGGAGCGCCUCUCUACACAGAAAAGUAACACGUGUAGGUAGUGUUGUGGCCAAUCAGUUGUAGAGGCUCGAGCAGAGGGGUAUAAAUUUGAGGUGGUUGCCGUAGAGACGUCUGCCACCGAAGACUUGAACGCAAGAGCCUGUGAUAUCGCGUAAGGAAAGUUGCAGCAAAGCACACUACAGUUUCCCGCUUCAUGGACUUUGGACAACACAAUGUCUGAUGUGAAAGUCUGUCCCACUGUGAGUGGAAAUCCCCCUCCGCCUGAGGUCAUAAAUCCCAAGACGCCUGGACGUGUAACUAAUCAGCUUCAGUAUCUGGAGAAGGUGGUCAUCAAAGCUUUAUGGAGGCAUCAGUUUUCAUGGCCCUUUCGCCAGCCAGUUGAUGCAGUCGCGCUGCGUCUCCCGGAUUAUUAUACAAUUAUUACAAAUCCUAUGGAUCUGAGCACUAUUAAGAAGCGUCUUCGGAACAAAUAUUACUGGCAAGCACUUGAGUGUAUACAAGACUUCAACACCAUGUUCACCAACUGCUAUGUGUACAAUCAGCCUGGAGAUGACAUUGUUUUUAUGGCACAGACCCUGGAGAAGCUUUUUUUGCACAAAGUGUCAGAAAUGCCUAAUGAAGAGUGUGAAGUUGCAGCAAUAACUACAAAGGAACCAGUGAAAGGGAAACAAACGAAUGCAGGUGCAGUAAAGCAGAGAUCCCUUGUGUCAGAAGUUGUUCUGCAGCAGACAGUGACAGUCAUUCCUCCCGAUGUGCCUCAAUUCAUCCAACCCAUCCAGAUCUCUGCACAAAUUGAUGCAACAAUUAAAAAAGGUUUUAAAAGGAAAGCAGACCCCACAACCUCCACCACCUCAGUGAUUACCAGCAGUGAGGUAUCCCCUGCUGACAAUCAAUCAGCACCCUGUACAUUGUUCUCCAGGAGAGGCAGUGGGAGGCCCAUCAAACCACCUAAAAAGGACUUGCCUGUCUCUGAGGGCAAGAAGGUCAGACUGUCUGAGCAACUCAGGUUCUGCAAUGAUAUCCUUAAGGAAAUGCUUUCAAAGAGACACUAUGCGUAUGCAUGGCCCUUUUAUACCCCUGUUGAUGCGGUUGCUUUGGGCUUGCACGACUACCAUGACAUCGUCAAGCAGCCUAUGGACCUGAGCACCAUCAGGAGCAAAAUGGAUCAUCGAGAGUAUGCAGAUGCAAAGGAAUUUGCCGCUGAUGUCCGACUGAUGUUCUCCAACUGUUACAAAUACAAUCCACCUUCACACGAGGUGGUCUACAUGGCAAGAAAACUGCAGGAAAUUUUUGAGGGCCGAUAUCUGAAGGUUCCCCAAGGAGCAGAGGAUUGUUCCAUACCUCGUCAGCGAGUUGACAAGGGAAAAGGAGACCGAGUUGUGUCAACCUCCGCAAGUUCUGAAAGUGCAAGCUCCUCAGAGGCAGAGGGCUCACCAGAAGAGGUGGCCAUGCAGCUGGCCAAUCUAAAUGAGCGGUUGAAAGCUGUCAGUGAUCAGCUGAAGAGACUUGCCCAAGAGCCCCUGAUGAAACAAAAGAAGAAGGAGAAGUUGAAAAAAGAGAAAAGAUCCAAAGAAAAGGAUAUCGCCAGACUAAAGCUGAAAUCUUCGAAAUACAAAUCUAUUGUAGAAAAAAUGGCCAACAGCAAGCGCUCUACUUUGCAUGGCAACAGACACAAUGUUCAUGGAGUGCCUUUAAAAUGUGAGGAUGAGGUCCCAUCAGUACCAGUGACCUACCAGGAGAAGAAGCAGUUGAAAUUAGACAUCGACAAGCUGCCUGGUGAUAAACUGGGCAAGUUGGUGAACAUCAUUCAUGCCAGGGAGUCCUGUCUCCGAGAUUCCACUCUGGAGGAGAUUGAGGUUGACUUUGAAUUGCUCAAGCCUUCCACACUGAGAGCACUGCAGAUGUUUGUUGCGGCGUGUCUGAGGAAAUGCAACAAGAAUGUUAGCAAAAAAAAGCUGGUGAAGCCCACAGCAGAAAAGCAGACUGGGAAACUACAGGAUGCUGGGAGAUCACAGGUUGCCAAGAAAGAGCAGCGCUUGAUUAAGAAAAAAAAGCCAGUAGCUAAAGUCAUGGUGUCUCCUGACCUCAGCCAUCCUUCGCGCCUCAGUGACAGCAGCAGCAGCUCGUCAUCCAGCUCUGGCAGCGGCAGCAGCAGCAGUAGUCAUUCUAGCACUUCUGAUUUCAGUGACUCUGAAUCAGUGCCAAAAACGAAGAAGCAGAAAAGUAAAGACUCUUGCCGAAAGGUUAAGAAGAAGGUGACUCGUGCUGCCUGUAGUGAGCAGAUAUCAGAGACAAAAGAUUUGACUAAAGCCUCAGUCAAGACUUGUCUGCCUCCUCUUGCUGUGCAGUCCUUGGUAGCAGAAACCAAUGGCUACCCAACACACCGUAAUGCAGACCAGACCUGUGAUAAGCUGACUUUAUCACCUCCAGAUUUGUCUGCCCUUUUAUCCCCCAUGGCAUCUCCAGGAGUUUUGCUGGACUGGGCUGCCGCUAGAUUUGAGCAGGGCCCAGUGCUGUCCCCUUUGAGAGACAGCCCAAGGCAGUCCAAAGAUGAGACGAGUUCCAUCAUUAUACCAGAUUUCAGAAACCCUGAGGAUUUUCCUGACAGUCAGAUUUACACAGCAAGUAAAUCUGGUGAAGAGGAAAAUACCCAAAUUCACAAAAAGGACGUUGUUCUGAAAAAUGCAGAGUCUUGGGCGAGACUGGCGAGGCAGUCUGUUACUCCAACUGCAAUCAAGUCCUCAAAGCAGAGCUUUCAGCAGUUCCGUAAGGCUGCCAUAGAAAAGGAAGAACGAGAAAAGGCACUGAAGAAGAAACUGAUGGAAGGAAACAAGAAGAGGGAGGCUCCUGAAUCAAGCAGCUUACCAGGCCUAUGUAACGCAGAAACAAAUUCACAACCGAUUAAAGACGAUCCGGAUUCACCAGAGAGCAUUUGCACUGAAGCUUCUUUAGACACGCCUAAAGAUGUUGAGCAGCAAAAGCCAACAUCUCCCAUAGAAACACAACCUCUAACUACACAGUCCUCGGUGGAGAGGGAAAGAGAGAUGGCCCGCAAGAAGGAGCAAGAACGUCGCAGGCGAGAGGCUAUGUCUGGUAUUGACAUGACUUUGCAGCGGGACAUCAUGACUACAUUUGAGCUUAACCUGGACUAAAGAGCUGUAAACUGGGAUUUACUUGAACAAAUAGCCCUCUUUUUAAGACUUCUGUGGCGUCGCGGUGAAUAACUUGAGCUGUUGGUUUCUUUUCUCUCUGGCACAAAAGACAAUUUCACAUCAACCCCAAUGUAUGUUGACUAAAAAAUAAAAUUGUGACGGGGAGGGGGAAAAUUCAAUAAAAUAUAAAUGGGUCUUGCCCUUAAUUUGUAUUUGACAGGGUUGGUACAUGUCUGCACUGAUGCACUCGUGAAUUUGUGAUGAUGGGGGUAAGGCGCUGUCAAAAUUUCAAACCUGAAUCUAAUCUUUCAUGCAUGCUUUUUCUGUUUAUUUCACAUUUAGAUAAGUCCUAUAGCUUACAGUUGUUUAUGACAAGCUAAUUAAUGCAUCCAUACACUGUAGUUAAAAUGCCACCUUGUUUUGUUUGCUGAAAUGUGCAGUGUUUGGUUUUUCUGUAAAGUUUUCCCAUCUGAUGAACACUUGACUUCAUGUUUCUUUAUCCUCAUUCAGAAUAUACUAAAUGAUAAAACACUGGUUCAUACCUGAA